AUGCCGACCUUAGAGGAAGUCGUCCACUUCCUCAUGACGCCGUCCUGGGCCGUCGUCAUCCUCGGCGCCCUCAUCGUCCUCGGCGCCCCCGUGCUGCUGCACGUCAUCCUCUCCCGCAGCGUCACCUACAUCGUGCCGCCCGUCGUGCUGCUCCUCGGCCCGUCCGGCAGCGGCAAGACGUCUCUGCAGACGCUCUUUGAGCGCGGCGGCACCAGCACCCCGCCCGCCACGCGCACCUCGCAGUCGUCGCAGUCGGUCGAGCUCAACGCGUCGACCGACGCCGCCAAGAAGAACACGUACCGCAACCACGACGAGUCCGACGGGACGUACACCAAGUUCCUGCUCGUCGACACCCCCGGCCACGGCAAGCUGCGCGGCACCGCCCUCGGCAAGCUGCGCCGCGCCGACAAGCUCCGCGCCGUGCUGUUCGUCGUCGACGCCGCGGCGCUCGGCGAGCCCGAGGCGCUGGCCCCGACCGCGCAGUACCUGUACGACGUGCUGCUGCUGCUGCAGAAGCGCGCCACGCGCAGCAAGGACCCCCGCAGCGUGCCGGUGCUCGUCGUCGCAAACAAGAUGGACCUGUUUACGGCGCUGCCCGCCGCCAUGGUCCGCUCCGUGCUCGAGGCCGAGCUGGCCCGCAUUCGGACCAGCCGCAGCAAGGGCCUGCUGGACUCGGGCGUCGGCGCUGACGAGCUCGGGGCCGAGGAGCAGGACGGCUGGCUGGGCGAGUACGGCUCCGACAAGUUUACGUUUGCGCAGAUGCAGGAGUUUGACAUUGAGGUCGAGGUGCUGCCCGGCAGCGUCACGAGCGUGGAGCCGGAUGCGGAUAAGUGGUGGUGGUGGAUUGCGCAGAGAGUAUGA
This is a messenger RNA of Cordyceps militaris CM01, 861 nucleotides long. Its product is annotated as SRP receptor beta subunit (Srp102), putative. The transcript has a single exon. The record is from RefSeq and is a predicted model, not a curated record. Bases 1 to 861 code for a protein of 286 amino acids. NCBI's taxonomy places the organism in Eukaryota, Fungi, Ascomycota, Sordariomycetes, Hypocreales, Cordycipitaceae.